Molecule: messenger RNA, 2426 nt
Organism: Lottia gigantea (owl limpet)
Lineage: Eukaryota; Metazoa; Mollusca; Gastropoda; Lottiidae
Exons: 7
Coding region: 129-1610 (493 amino acids)
Source: RefSeq, a predicted model, not a curated record
GAAAUCUUCUCUGAAUAGGUAGUAAAUAAUGAUCGAUUGAUUGGAUUGGUUUCUCGGAGAGCGUCCCAAGAUAAUGACUGAAUAGAUCAUUUCAUAUUCAUUGGUUGUCAUAUCCAAAUUAUAUAACCAUGACUCACAAAAUGGCUGGUGGAAUGACAAUGAUGGUAGAGAAACCACCUGUUCAUGGUCAUCUUGGUCCAGGCAACUUUACCAUUUCACAAGAAGAUGCUCUCACAAAUCCAGCAAUGUGUAGUGUCUUCCAGAAGCAUUAUGUUUCUCACCCAGAAUUCAGCAGAAGCCAGCCAGCCAAGCCUCCAGUUCUGGGUCCAGUUAUGCAUAAAGAUAAGAACUAUUUUAAUGAGUUAUUAUCAGAAACCUACAAUUCCUAUGAGUACAGACCUGGUGAGAAAAUGGUGUUAGAAGAUGUUCAUACUAAACUCAGUGCAACCAAUUUUAAAAUGGACAGAGAUCUGAGUAAAUUUAAUUCCUUUAAUACCACCAGUGGUUACUACUUUGUUCCCAAAAUAACCACAGAUUUUGAAAGAGCAAAGCCAAUUUUUGAUCUGGAAUCCCAUGUGCCUAAUGGUGAUCCUGGAAAAGCACCUGCCCCUGUUUCUGAUUAUCGAGAGAAAUUUGAGGGUCAUGAUACAUCAGUUGUUAAGGUUCAUAAAGCACCUGCCAUGCACGAAGGAGGACCACCAACUAUAAAGGGUGAUCCAAAGUAUGAUGAUUUUAAAACUUCACACAGUCUGCAGUUUCCUUAUAAAUGGCAGAAAAGACUGGCUUCUGUUUAUCCUGCAACAGGUACUAGUGUGCCUAAUGGUGAUACAGAAAAGAUAGUAUUGAGAGAUACAACCAUGAGCACAUCUUUUCCCCCUGUUAAAGGAGCAGAGAAUUAUGCCUCAUAUAAUCACCAAGAUGUAAGCCAUAUUUUACGUCAAACCAACUUUAAACAGUCAGAUGGUAGAAAUACAUGGAAUGACUAUAAGAGUACAGCUAAUAGUGAUUAUCAAAACAAAGGAAGCAUUAAAUUCCAGAGAGCAGCACCAAGUUUCCAUAGAAACCAUAGUGAUUUUCCCCCUGGUGACAGAGAGAAUGACACAGAAAGAGUCAAUAUGACUACCAGUAAAUAUCAUCAUGGCAACCCUGCACUAGGACUCCACAAUACAAUAAGACAUGGAGCAGAUGUACUGACUAAAAGUAAUGUUUUAUUUGGUGAACCAAGAGUUAGAAAUCCUAUGAUGUAUUACUCAACUACUAAUACUGAUGAAUUUCUACCAAAAUCAGCACCGUACACAUACUUCAAAUCAAAAUAUUAUACUAACUCAUCGGUACCAAUUAAAUACUACAAAAACGAAGUAGCAAAUACUACCUCUCAAACAGAUUAUAAUACACCAUGUUUGGUUGACAGCAAUGGUAUAGAUUUAGAAGCCAUCGAGAAGUUAAAAAGAAGUAAUUUUUUCCCUCCAUGGAAAGGAGAGACCUGCUUCAAUACAACACAUCAAGAUAUGUUUACCCCUAAACCAAUGGAAAAAUAUGUCAUAGACUCAGGCAAGAUGCAGAAAAGUUCUGUACCUUUAGGAACUUUGUCAAUAUCAACUCAGAAAUAGAAAAAAAACAGUAACUUUGAACUGAAAGAGCAUAUCACUCUGACAUGGUUUUAUGGAGUAACACUAUACAAGAGGAUAUGAAUUGGUUUUUUGACAAUUAGCAUAUAUGUAUUCAUAAUAUGAAUGCAUUUUUGUAACAUUUAUAACAUGAUUUUGUUGAAUAAUUAAUGCAUUCCUCUGUGAUAUUUCUUGUUUAUUUAUGUAAAAAUGUAUGUGUGUGUUAUUUUGGAUUAUUCUAAGAAGUCAUGUAUGAUUAUCUAUUUGCUAUAUAAGAACAUGACAGGAUUGAUAUUGCUAAUCUUUGAAACUUGCAACUAGUUUUUGAGGAAAAAUUAUGAAGUUUCCUGACAAUUAUAAUGCCAUCUCUCCUUUGUCAUUUAAGAGAGGUAUAGUAAAAACUCUAUGUACUCACCUUGCAAGUUUGGCAUUCUGUUCUUCUGCAAUUAAAAUUAAAAAUUAUUACUUUUAUCCUAAUGAAUUAUGCAAGUUUGAUUAAAUAUUACUAUCACUUUUCAUUUGGAGAAUGUCAAUAAUGCUAAUGAAGACCAAAUGUGACCAGUGUCACUGAUGUAUUUUUCCCUUUAAAGAGGAACAAUAUGUAUUCCUAUUCAAAAAGAUAUUGUUGGCUCUUUCACCUAUUAAAGCGAGCUGUUUUAUAGUAUUAUACAGAGUCAGUAUUAUUGUGUGAUCUAUAUUUUAUAAAUAUUUUGAAUUUUGUUGUGAAGAUAUAUUAUGUUUUUAUAACAUAUAUUUCUUUCAUAGUUUGCAACAGCAUAUUAUGAAUCUCUUUUAUUAAACAGCAAUGUUUUUACCUAC